Messenger RNA from Labeo rohita (rohu), 1769 nucleotides. It is a transcript of the gene timp2b, whose product is annotated as TIMP metallopeptidase inhibitor 2b. The transcript is spliced from 5 exons. Gene Ontology annotation, biological process: negative regulation of membrane protein ectodomain proteolysis; negative regulation of endopeptidase activity. Gene Ontology annotation, cellular component: extracellular matrix. NCBI's taxonomy places the organism in Eukaryota, Metazoa, Chordata, Actinopteri, Cypriniformes, Cyprinidae. Bases 206 to 865 code for a protein of 219 amino acids. Gene Ontology annotation, molecular function: metalloendopeptidase inhibitor activity; protease binding. The record is from RefSeq and is a predicted model, not a curated record.
GGGCCAUUCAGACGGAGCAAACACUGUCCUGACAUUCCGUACAUUCUCAUCAGGUUAGCACUUUCUCUCUUGUCAGGUUUUUGUCUGGUCCUUUUUUGAAGUCAGUGUCUCAAAGGCAGCCUGUCUUCGGAAGCAACUUGAUUUUAGGAAAUCCACUCGUCUGUUUCUCUCCGCAUUACUCGUGAAGACUCCGUUCCUCGCUCCAAUGAAGAUGAGCCGCUCUCGCUGUGUUCCUCUGCUGCUGUUAGUGCUGUGCGGAGCCGCAGAGUUUGCCGAAGCCUGCAGCUGCUCUCCUGAACAUCCUCAGCAGGCGUAUUGCAAUGCGGAUGUCGUCAUCAGAGCCAAAGUAGUUGGACAGAAGGAGGUGGUCACCGGAAAUGAUGCCUACGGCAAUCCAAUCAAAAUGAUCCGAUAUGAUGUCAAACAGAUAAAGAUGUUUAAGGGACCUGAUGGAGAGAUUGACACCAUUUUCACCGGCCCCUCUUCAGCUUUGUGCGGAGUCAAAUUUGAGAGCAAUGGCAAAAAGGAAUACCUGAUUACAGGUAAUCUGGAUUCAAACGGCACAUUGCGUAUAAAUCUUUGCGACUACAUUGAGUCUUGGGAGACAGUGAGUAUGACACAGAAGAAAAGCUUGGGUGAGCGCUACCAGAUGGGCUGUGAUUGCAAGGUUGUCCAGUGUUCCAUGAUUCCCUGUUCCAUUAACGACCCCACAGAGUGUCUUUGGACUGACUGGGUGCUGGAAGGAACAGUUCAGGGCACACAGGCUCAGCAUUACACCUGCGUUAAGAGGAGUGACAGCAGCUGUGCCUGGUACCGUGGAUCUGCCCCACCUAAAAAAGAUUUCAUGGACAUUGAGGACCCCUAAGCAAGUCCUCAGCUUGAUCGCUCAUUCAGAAAAUCCCCCACAACACAGCUUACCUUAUCUUAAACUCACAACUUAAUUCUGCAAAUGCAUUCUAGAGCUCAUGAAACCUGUCAAGGACAUGUUCGGAUCACCCCAAAUUCAAAAGAAAAAGAUAUAGAGUAGAUGGUAAUAUUUUUGUAUAGAUGAAUGAAUUUAAAAAAGAUAAUGAAUAUUUUGCAUAAAGAAAAUAAAGCUUAAAAGGAUAUAAACAUGCCUGUCCUCCAGAUACUUUUGUUAUGGUAUUGUGGAUAUAUACUCUCUAGAAUUACAAACAAACUAUAAAGUAAAACAUCUGAACACGCUAUGUUGGGGUGAGAAUUAUACUGGAAAUAUAAUGCACAGUCUAAACUUUUCUUUUGAUUUUAGGGUGAAUUGUGAUGAAGAAAUUUCUGUGGCAUGACAGGAUGCAUACAUUUGGUUCCAUGUUAAUAUAUCGAGUCAAUCUUACCUCUAGUGUUAAAUUAUCUUUAUGACAGGCAGAAGUUUCUCUUAAGCACUUUGAGAACCCAAGUGUUUCUGUUAUAUUUUUGUUCUCCAAUAAAGAGGAAAUUGGUUACAAGGUUACAACAUUGUUUUUCAGUUCCUCAAGCACAGCUUGAGUAAAAUGUUCUUGAUCUUUUAUGUUGUCAUUUUUAUUCUUGCAAUGCAAAGCAGACUGAAGUAAUUGUGUUAUAAAGGUUAUGGGACAGAUGAUUAAAAGGCUUUGCAGACAGACUAUUUCAUGUCACAAUUACGGAGAAAUUACCAUCAUAAAGAAAAAAAAAAGCUCUUUUUUUAUUUCAGAUACACAGUCAAAUCUUUGGACGCACUUGACUAAAGUUGUGUUUCUCUGCUUAAAUUAAAUUAUUUUUUACACACACACAAA